AUGGGUUGCAAGCAUAGUAACAAUGCAAUUGCAACAAACAGCAAUAGUAUGUCUACUUCAAAAAAUCGUCAGCAUUCACCCGCAGCUACAUCUGCAUCAGCCUCAACUAGUACUACUGCUGAUACAACAGCUACACGUCCGACAGUCUUUAAUCGUGAACGAGUAAAUCUUGAAUCACAUCAGUUAGUAUGGUUAGAUCCAAAUGUCAACAAUAGCAAUGAAAGUGAAAGUUCAAUUACCAUUGAAGAUCUACGAAAAAUUAUUGAUUAUACAAAACUGUUUGAUAAUGUUGAAGAAUGUCAACAGUACAUUGUACAAACAAAAGAUACAACCACAUUUUUAGUCAUAUCCGAACAACUUGGACAGAUUUUGAUUCCACAAAUACAUCACCUUAAAAAUAUUUGGAUAAUCUAUGUUUACUGUCAUAACACAGAAUAUCAUCAACCAUGGGCUUCACAUUAUUCAAAGAUCAAACAAGUCCACACAGAACUUGAUCAAUUAUUAAAUGAUCUAAACAAAGAUGUUCAGGAAUAUUUAAAACACGAAAAUGAUGGAAUCUUUAGUGAAUUUGGAAGACAAGAUAAAAUGACAGAUGAUCUUACGUCUUGGUGGAUACCUUUCAUUGAUCUUUUAUGUUAUUUACCAUAUCCAGAAGAUUAUCGCAAUAGACUUAUUAAUUCAUUAAAAACUUAUUACAAAGAUAAAGAAGAAGAGCUUCAAGUUUUACAAGAAUUUGAAACAACGUAUAAACCGGACAAAGCUGUUUGGUGGUAUACACGUCCAACAUUUUUAUAUCAUCUUCUAAAUCGUGCACUAAGACAACAUAAUAUUGAAGUUAUGUAUCUAUUUGGAUUUUUUAUACAAGACUUAUAUAGACAACUCAAAGACGAACAUGAAACAUUCAAAUUAACACAUUUAAAAAAUUCGACAGUUAAACUUUAUCGUGGACAAGUUAUGGCACUUAUUGAAAUCGAAAAACUUGAAGAAGAUGAUUAUUAUUUCAUUGUAAACAGUAGUUUCUUUUCAACAUCUCUAGAUCGUUCUGUAUCAUUGUCGUUUCUUCAAUCAUCAACAACUUCGAAGGAACUAGAACGAGUUUUAUUUGAAAUUGUAAUCGAUGUUUGUCAACGAUCUCGUCCAUUUGCUGAUAUUUCACAUUUAAGUUAUUUUGGAAAUAAAUCUGAAUUUUUAUUCAUGACUGGAACACAAUUUAUGAAAGAAAGAGGUGAUAUAUCAUACGAUAAGAAUGAAAAGAUUUGGAUAAUUAAACAAAAAUUAGACUAUGACAAUCAUAUAAAACAUGAUAAAGAUUUUCAUGGUAUGACUGAGAGAAGAAUUUUGAAAAACUGUAUCACUGCACUGUCUUAUAAUCUCGAUGAAGCUUCACCUGAGGACAUAGACACAAUAUUUAAUGAACUAAUUGAUUUAUUUUCAUCAGAAAAAUGGAUUUUAGCCACAAAAUUUCAUAGUCUCGGUCUCCGUCAUCAGCGAACAGAAUUAAAUUAUACUGAAUUGAAUGAUAGUGAAUUGAAUUAUAUUGCAGCAUUAUCAAAUUAUGAUCAAGCAUUAAACAUUUGGCUUGAAUAUAUAAAUGAUAAUGAAUUAAAUUGUUCUUUUGAUAUUGGUCAACUUCACAAACUUAUUGGUCAAAUUUACCAGUACUAUGUAGAUAUACAAGAUAAAAAUAGGGCUAAUAAACAUUAUGAUUUAGCUAUCAGUUAUUAUCAAUCAGCAAUUGAAAAAGUAGCUACAGAUUAUGAACAAAUAAAUAUACAGAGUCAGAUAAGUUUUGUGUACAAAUAUAGAAUGGAAAUUAGUAAUGAUGAGAACGAAAGAAUACAAAAUAAUUUAAUGGCUAUAAAAUACAGAGAACUAACUGUUCAAAAUAUGUUAAAAUAUUAUUUAUCUAAUGAUAUUGAAAUUGGAAGAUGUAUGAUACAUCUAGCUGAUCUUUAUAAAUCGAUAUUUAAAUAUGAUGAUGCUUUAAUUAACUAUGAAAAAGCUUUGGAGAUUGUUAUUCAAGAUAAAUCUGAUCCAGAAUCAUAUAUUGGAAUAUGUGAUUUUAUAGUUGAAAUUUAUAUUAAAUAUAAGAAUGACUAUAAUUCGGCACUUAAAUAUAAAUUAAUAAAACACGAAUAUACAUUGAAAGAAAAUGUACAAAAACUAACAGAUAAUGAGACUGAAAUUGAUUGGAAGAAUGAAGAAAUAGCUGAAAGUUAUAUUGAAUUAUCUAAUAUUUAUAUAAAAUUACAUGAAUAUAAAUUAGCUUAUCAAAAUUUGACAAUAGCAAUGACAUUAUAUCAAAAAAUUAAAUUAGACAAAAAGCUAGAGAAAAUGGCAACUAUUCAAAGAAAAAUGAAAACUGUACAAUCAUUUUUAAAAACUGAAAAAGACAGUGCUAACAAUAGAUAG
Didymodactylos carnosus is the source of this 2412-nucleotide messenger RNA. The record is from the annotation of a GenBank genome assembly. NCBI's taxonomy places the organism in Eukaryota, Metazoa, Rotifera, Eurotatoria, Philodinida, Philodinidae.